Molecule: messenger RNA, 2546 nt
Organism: Cyprinus carpio (common carp)
Lineage: Eukaryota; Metazoa; Chordata; Actinopteri; Cypriniformes; Cyprinidae
Exons: 5
Coding region: 428-1900 (490 amino acids)
Source: RefSeq, a predicted model, not a curated record
UGAGUCGGACAAAACACGCGUUUUUAACGUGUAAACAGGUCAACCAAACUGGCGGUGAAAACGUCUUCUUAAGUAUCCAAACAGGCGAAAGGAACGCGCGCUCUCCUAGUGUUUUCAAAAUGGCAUGUCGAAAGCGUGUGCUCACUUCAUAGGGCACGAGUCUGUAAUGCUUUGUCCGCUAUAUAUGGGGUAUUACGGUAAGGCAUUGCUGCCGCAUACAUAUUAUUUUUUUCCCACUCGGUCAUAAUGAGAUGUUAUGUCAUUUAAACGACACAUUUUAAUUGUAUGUUGUUAAGCUUCAUUAAUGAAAUAGGUCUGAUACACUCUAUAUUAUAGAUCAGAGGUGUGGCACAGUUUACAUGAUGUAAGUUGUUGUUCAUUUUAGCUGCUAUCUAACGAUACCUCUGUAGCACCAUGUAGCACCUGGAUGAUGACCACAAUGGCUCGCAGAAUUCUUGUACAGUGCAGGAUCAGUUUUAACGACAGUUGUCGUCAUAUUUUUUCAAUGUUAAACCCGGACCUCGAUAUUGUGGAAGCCACAAUUGUAAGAUUGGAAAUGGUGUUGCUCAGUUUACGCGGGGUACCAUUUGGGACUGCUUCUUUGCAAGAACUCAUCGGCCUUCUAUCAGCAUUCAUUCAGGUCCUGCGAGACCAGGCCAGUAAUCAAGAACGUUUAAGUGGGUAUCAAGUACCAUUUAUUCAUGAUGGUAAAGGUCCCCCAUCCUAUGAUAUAACCAGGGCACAACUAGAACUUCUGGUGGGGUCUGGAUUUACUUCAAGGCAAAUUGCUGAAAUCCUUGGUGUGUCACAGUCCACUGUGAGACGGCGACUAAGAAUCUUUCAUCUCAACCGUUCAAGACGCUAUGCACAGAUUACGGAUCAGGAGCUUGACAGCAUGGUCACUGAUGCUGUUGGUCAAAAUGAUCUAAUUGGACCUGAAUCUGUGAGGGCUCAGUUAAGCUCAGCAGAUGUGCUUGUACAGAGGAGGAGGGUGAGGGCAAGUAUGCUUCGAACCAAUCCAGAUGCAGCUGUUUUGAGAGCUACAUCACAAAGACUACAGCGCAGAACAUAUCGUGUAGCUGGUCCAAACUCUCUCUGGCACCUAGACGGUUAUCACAAACUCAUAAGGUGGCGGAUUGUGAUUCAUGGAUCGAUUGAUGGCUACAGUCGGCUUGUGGUUUUCCUUGUUGCAUCCAACAACAAUCGCAGCAGUACAGUCCUGCAACAUUUCAGCACAGCAGUCACCCAGUAUGGUGUGCCAUCACAAGUGCGUUGUGAUUACGGUGGAGAGAAUGUUGAUGUGUGUCUCUUCAUGAAUGUCUUCCGUGGAAUGGGCACCAGGAGUGUUCUAAGAGGUCAGAGUACAGACAAUCAAAGGAUCGAGAGGUUUUGGGGUGAUCUUUGGUCUGGCAUGAUCAAUGUGUACCAUAGCCUCUUUACAUUCCUGGAGUCUGAGGGGAUCAUUGAUCCUGCCAAUGAACUGCACAUGUGGGCUUUGCAGUAUGUGUAUCUCCCGAGAAUAAACAGGGAUCUCAGAAUUUUCCGCUGUCGUUGGAAUAAUCAUGGCCUGCGCACUGAGGGAUUUAGUACACCAGUACAGCUGUUUGUCCGAGCAUGCCUGCGGUUGCAGAACAGGCCCUUAAGAGCCAUUCAGGAUGUAUUUGAAGGACCUGUCAAUGCCCCACAACUUCAGGGUGAUGUUCUACCACAGGGACCAGAACCAGCAAUGGCACAAGAAAUGGACACACCUGAGUACCAUAAUGCCGAUCCUCUAUGGAGAGAGGACAUUAAUGUCCCUGAAAGCCUGUUCAAUCUAAAUGAAGGUGAUGUUCAUCAACUCCAGCGCUUGGUGGAUCCUCUGGGUGUCUCCAGGGAUGGCAUGGGUGUUGACCUUCUUUAGAUGACAAUUAUGUUCCUGCAGUCUGCAGUUCAUCCAUAGACCGUUAAUACUGUAGCUUUGUGACAAUUUUUUUAACAGUACUUAUAAGUUCUAUGUAUUGGUCUAAGUCAUUGUAAGCUACUUGGCCAUUCUUGACAGUACAGGUACAUAGGUUUAGCUUGUGUUUGUGUGAUGUUGACUGCAUUGCACAUUAGCCUUUUUUUUUAAAUGUGUCCCUGAAUGCGGUAUGGAGGUCCUUGUUAAAGGGUAAUUGAGUUUUUGUUAUUCUGUUAUCUGGCAUAUUAUUUGGCAGUAAAUUGUUCAUACAAUAAUUAAAACGACAAACAGUAAAAUUUCAAAUAAAUUUAUUAAUAUGCGUUUAUACUCUUGUCUAAGUGUCCAUCAUAUAAGGUGUGAUUUAUAAUACAUUAGUUUAUAAAGAUUUAAUUAAUUUGCAAAUAUUUAAUUAAUGCAUUUGUAGUUUUUUGUUUUACACUUUACGUUGUUAAUUACAUUAUUAAAGUCAUGAAUAUUAUGUUUUUAAAUAAGUAUAAUAUCAUCCAAUAAUAACGAUAUAAUUACGCGCGAAAUGGUUUGCGUAAGUCUGGGAAAUCCGGCCAUGACAAACAGGAUGAUGGGAAAACGUGGUCUGCAUAGAGCACAUGGC